This is a messenger RNA of Chinchilla lanigera (long-tailed chinchilla), 824 nucleotides long. Its product is annotated as cystatin-C-like. The transcript has 3 exons. The coding region runs from base 148 to 576 and encodes 142 amino acids. Lineage: Eukaryota; Metazoa; Chordata; Mammalia; Rodentia; Chinchillidae. The record is from RefSeq and is a predicted model, not a curated record. Gene Ontology annotation, molecular function: cysteine-type endopeptidase inhibitor activity.
AGGGGCUAGGCUGGGAGGCUGGGAGGGUAGCAGGGUGGGAAGGGGCUGGGGCCUCAGAUGAUAAAGCAGAGCCACUCCAGGCCAGCGCUAUGACCUCUGGAUCAUUGCCCUCUGCAUCCUACAGCUCCAUCUUCGUGUCCUGCAGACAUGGCCCUGCCCCUGCACAUCCCUCUGCUUCUCCUGGCGGCCCUGGUCUUGAGCCUGGCCAUGACCCCCACAGCCUUGAAGUCCUCCACAAAGAGGCUUCCUCUAGUGGGGGAAAUGGAAGAUGGAGACAUCAAUGACAAAGAGGUGCAGAAUAUAGUGGACUUCACCCUCCGGGAGUACAACAAUGAUAACAACGACCUGAACCUCAGCAGCUUGGUUCGGGUGUUGCGUGCCCGUCAGCAGGUGGUGGGCGGCAUGAACUACUACUUGGACUUGGAGAUCGGCAGAACCACAUGUGUGAAGAACCGGUCCAACCAGGUCAACUGUCCCCUCAGUGAGGAGCCGACGCAGCUCUGCUCCUUCGUGGUCUACUCCAGGUCCUGGGAGGACUACACAGUCCUGACAAAGUCCAGAUGUCGCAAGGCUUGAGGUUCCGUCUUGGCCAGGAACAACAACCACCACUUACCCAUGUCCCCUGCAGGGUCCCCAACACAGUGAUGGAGCCCAGCCCUGGUGCAGUCUCCUUGGUGCCCCAGCACCCAGGCUCCAGUUCAGCAGGCUUCUCUGGGCAACAUGGACUCCCACCAGGUGUCCUCUUCCUUUCUCCUGUGCUUCACAACCACACCUAUGGGGGGCGCACAGGCCGCCCCUGCCUUGCUCAAUAAAAAUCUGCACCA